AGGGUUUUAAUCGUCGCCAAUUUUCUCCACUGAAUCUCUGAAUCUCUGUCUCAUUUUUCGAAUAUUUCUCACACACCCACCACCCAUCUAAACGUACAGAAACCAACAAAAAAAAACAGUGAUUAGAAAAAUGCAAAAUUUCGGUGGUCCCGGAGGUCCGAUGUAUGGAGGAGCUGGUGGUGGUGGUGGAGGACCACCACGGGGUCCACCACAGCAACCGCCUCAACCACAGGGUGGUGGUGUUGCAGUGCCGUUUCCGAUUCCGCAGGGUAUCACUCAGGCUCAUUAUCAUCAGUAUAAGCAAGAGCUCACAAACUUCCAACAAAAUCGGCUUGCCCUGCUGAAUCAGGCGCUGAACAGAGGCCAGCUGACACAUGAACAAUUUCAACAGGAAGUUCAUAAUGUGAACGAGAGGAUUCGCGGAGCAAUGACUCAAUACGCGGCACAAUGCAGUCAACGGGCAGCGGCGGCUCAGCAGCAGCAGCAGCAGCAGAAUCAGGCGGCGGGACAAAUGCCGCCACCUCAGAUGGCACCUGUGAUGAUGAGUGCAGCUGAAAAGAAGAAGCAGAUGGAAAUGCAGAAGCACCAACGGAUGGCUCAGCAGCAACAAAUGCAACAGCAGCAGGGAGGAAUGAGCUUUCCACCUGGAUCGACACUUCAGCAGCAGCAGCAGCAGAUGAGGAUGCAGUUUCAACGACAGCAGCAGCAGCAGCAACAACAACUUCAGCAAAAUCCACAGAAUCAGGGUUACGGUAGAAUGGGCGGAGGGCCACAGUACCCUGGAAUGCAGCAACAGCAGCAGUUGACACAUCAGAAUCCUGGAAUGCAGCAGCAGCAGAUGCAACAACCACAAAUGCAACAGACGCCGCAAUCCCACGGCCCGAUUCCGGUCUCGAAUCCGUCGUCUGCUCAGCAAAUGCAAUACUAUCAGCAGCAGCAGCAGCAGCAGCUCCAACUUCAACAAAAUCAGCAAAUGCAAAUGCAGCAGCAACAAAUGCAGCAACAUCAGCAGCAGCACCCGGGAAUGGGUGGUCCAGAGAUGGGUGGUCAUAUGCAUGCUCAGCAGGGAGCUCCAGGCUCUCAGGCAGCACCAGUUCAGCAGCAGCAACAAAUUCAGCAGCAGGCGCCUCCUCAAGCUCCAGCUGAAAAGACGGAAGAUAUGAAGUACAAGGAGCUGCUGAAAGAGAUGAAGCUUCAGUACUUGGAGGCUCUGCAAGGAAUGCAACGGCGGCAGGCUCAGCAGAAAGGUCUCGUGCAGAUGGUGAAUAUACUUGAAGGCGAUCGAAUCGUCAGCUACGAUCAUCUGCUGAGUCUGAAGACCCCUCUGCAUCGCCUGAUGACCAGGGAUUGCCCGACGUUCCCACUGAUGGAAGAGAUCCGGAAGGUUGUGUUCAAGAAGAAGGAGGAUCGAGAGAAGGCGAUGUUGAUGAGCUUUGUUGGGGAGAAGGAUAAUCUUAGUGCACAGGUGGAAAGUGCGGAUAAACGACUCUCCGAGCAGUCGAAGGAUGAUGAUCCGAUGGGGGUGAAGCCGUGGCGAUCGGUGAAGCAUUUGACGAUUCGGGUGCCGGAUUUUGUGAGGAAUCUCACUGGGAAUGAGGAUAGGAAGGCGUUUCUGAAACGGCCACGAGCGGUGUCCGCGGAGGAAGAUGAAGCUGUGGUGGGGGCGAAGAAGGUGAAGGAAGAGGAGCAGGAUGAUACGUCGAGUCAAGCAUCCGAAGAUGAGGAUAUUAGUCUGAUACAGUCGGAGUUUGUGAUAAAAACCGUAUUUGACUCGCGAAAACCAUGGAUCGUACCACCAAAAGCUCGAGAAGAGCUCUCGAAUAUUUCCCACUGGAAUGUGGAUGAGCACUGUCUCCCAUCGUGCUCCGCUACUCCGUUCAUCAUUGUCUGCAUCAAAUCUCCAUCACUUUUAGUCAAUCCACUGCGUAUUUCUCUUCCACGUACCUACCCAAUUGAUCCGGCCACUGUACAAUUUGAUCGAACAUUCCCACAGGACUCGGAGCACGGUCCAGUACUUCAGAAGCUGUUUGAGAAGAAUCUGGGAGCCAAGACCACGGUUCGAACUAUGACUGAUUUUGUGGAAGCCUACUGCUCGGCGUGUGAAGAAUAUCAGAUUUUUAUGCCAAAGUAUAAUAACGAGUCGUCCCCAGAGCAAUCUUCCCAACCCGGAUCCGCACAUUCGUCUCAACAACAGAAAACGCCUGAAAUGGCUUACCACUCACGCCUCCCCGCAGCUGUCUCGAAUCCGAUUAUAGCUCAAAAAGGAAUUGUUAUCUGAGAGAGAAAAGCCCAGAAAAGGCCCAAUUGGAUUGUAUGCACUGUGAUACUUGUUCGUGGAAUUUUAAUUUUUUUUGUCUUCUGCCUAUUUUAUUUCUUCAUUUUUAAAAAAAUCGAAAAAUUGAUCGAUCCGUGAAUUUUGCAGCGUGGCGGCACAGAAAUAGAGGCAGAGCUUAAUUUCGCAAUCCUGCGGCGCAGUUUUUCUACUUUUUUUUUGAAAAAAAUCAACAAAAAAAACAGUGGAAAAACCAUGCCGAAAGGUUGCAAAAUUACACUCCGCCUCUUUUUCUGUGCGGAGCUGCUGCGAAAUUCGAAAAAUUGAGAAAAAAAAUUCCUGUAAAUAAUUUUUGUACUUUUCUGAAAAAAAAACCAAUCCAAAAAAAAUUUCCUCAAUUUUUCGUCAUUUUCAAUUUUUUUUUUUCUGUUGUAUUUUUCUCCCCUCUUGCUCAUUCAUCUCCUUUUUAAUCGAUUUUUCCCAAUUUUUUUUUCGGUAACCGUCUUCUUGUCUGUAAUUAUAGAAUGAAUUUUUCACAAAAACGCAAAA
Caenorhabditis elegans is the source of this 2821-nucleotide messenger RNA. RefSeq names its product ARC105/Med15 mediator subunit C-terminal domain-containing protein (gene Y75B8A.8). Bases 131 to 2278 code for a protein of 715 amino acids. The record is from RefSeq and is marked reviewed. The transcript is spliced from 5 exons. NCBI's taxonomy places the organism in Eukaryota, Metazoa, Nematoda, Chromadorea, Rhabditida, Rhabditidae.